GGUACAUGUGGCGCUUAGGAGGAAAUUCAAAUACGAAGACGCAGGUGCAAAGAAAGCUAGAAGUGUGUUUUAUGCGAUGCUGGAUGAGAUCUACGCGUGAUCGCGUGCGCGAUAGAAGGCCAGAGGAACGAAUUUGUAGUCAGCAAAAGGGGCGAAAUGCUCACUUGCUCAAGACAGGCGCAGGAUUUUGGGGAAGUCCGGGUGGAACAAACUCGGCCUCGAAACAUCACUACCCGUUUGUAGAGCUUGUUUAG
This is a messenger RNA of Cylicocyclus nassatus, 254 nucleotides long. The record is from the annotation of a GenBank genome assembly. Lineage: Eukaryota; Metazoa; Nematoda; Chromadorea; Rhabditida; Strongylidae.